Messenger RNA from Solanum tuberosum (potato), 3813 nucleotides. RefSeq lists its product as uncharacterized. Lineage: Eukaryota; Viridiplantae; Streptophyta; Magnoliopsida; Solanales; Solanaceae. The coding region runs from base 1 to 3813 and encodes 1270 amino acids. The transcript is spliced from 7 exons. Gene Ontology annotation, biological process: DNA integration. Gene Ontology annotation, molecular function: nucleic acid binding. The record is from RefSeq and is a predicted model, not a curated record.
AUGGCGAAAGGAAGUCGACCAGUUGGGGAAACAAAUAAUGACAAUUCUGUAGCAGAAAUUGGGGAUUUACGGGAUAUGAUGCAAAAUUUGGUAAUAGAGAUGGGGAAUUUAGCUGGUAAGGUCUCAUCCUUGGAGAAAUUAGAUCAUGCAGUGAUGGAAUUGAGGAAUCAGAUUUCAGCAGAAAAUCGCAGGGGUACUGUUCCAUUGGGACAGGAGGGUGUUUCUGAUGGAAAUGAUGAGAAUGUUGGUCAUGACGAGAAAGUUACAGUUGCAGCUCUGCAAUUGGAAGGGGAGGCCAUCCAAUGGCAUUUGUCAUUCAUGCGAUAUAGACCAUACUUACAACCACCCAAUUGGGGUGACUAUGUGAGGGCAUUGGUUGAUAGAUUCGGUACUGAUUUUGAUGAUCCCAUGGAGGAAAUCAAAAAGAUCAAGCAAGUUGGUAGUGUAAAGGAUUAUCAGUCGGUGUUUGAGAGAAACUUGACAAGGGUGAAUUUGUCACAAGGGUAUGCUAUUAGCUGUUUUAUUGGGGGUCUGAAACCUGAGUUGAAUAUUGCUGAAGAUCACCAAUCCUACUUCAUUAUCUCAGGUGUACAGGAGUGCAAGAAUGCAGGAAGCAUACCUGCAGGCGGUAGCAAUAAUUCCAGCUUUUCUAAAGGAGUCGGUAGAAGAACUGUGAGCUUAGAGGAGAUGAAUGAAAAAUGGGCCAAAGGGUUGUGUUAUUUUUGCUCUGAAAAAUACACGCCAGGACACAAGUGUAAAACUUCUAAACAGUUAUAUUUGUUGGAAGUGGAUGAAGGGGAUGAGUUGCAGGAUUCAGUAGAGGAUCAAGGGAAUAUCUUGCAAGAAUCACAGAGUGACACGUUAGAUUUUGGGCAACCUGUGGAGCACAUGGAGAUCUCAAUGCAUGCUUUAAAUGGGUCAUUAGGUUUUAGGACUUUGAAAGUAACUGGGUAUCAUUCUAAAAUGGCAUUACAUAUCCUCAUUGACAUUGGUAGCUCUCAUAAUUUCAUAGAUCCUGGUUUAGUCAAGCAGUUAGGGUGUGAGGUGAAGUCCAUUAACACUGAGGUGGUUGCUGCAGCUAAUGGAAGUAUGAAGGUGGACAAAAUGACUACUGUCACUUGGUUGCUACAGGAAGCCGGGUUUGUAGCUGACUUUCUACUACUUCCACUAGGUUCAUGUGGGGUUGUGUUGGGGGUUCAGUGGUUGUUAACAUUAGGUGAUAUCAAGAUGAAUUUCAGGAGUUUAACAAUGGAGUUUUGGUACAAGGGUAGAAAGCAUUUACUCAAGGGAUCUAGCAGUCAAGUAGUCCCUCAAGGGAGUGAUGAAAUGAAGGAGCAUGCAUUGGAAAAUGACAAACAGGAUGAGGAAAAUCCUGCAUUAUUGGAGGUAUUAUCAGAAUUUUUUGCUCUAUUUGACGAUCCUGUUGGUUUACCACCUUCUAGAGGUAUAUUUGAUCAUAGAAUUGUACUACAAUCUGGUGUGGAGCCUGUGAAUAAGAGACCCUAUAGAUAUCCUUCAGUAAAAAAGGAUGCUAUUGAGGGUCUAGUACAACAAAUGUUGGAUCAAGGGAUUAUACAACCUAGUUGUAGUCCUUUUGCGUCACCAGCUGUGUUAGUAGGCAAAAAGGAUGAGUCAUGGAGGUUAUGUGUAGAUCAUAGGGACUUGAAUAAGUCUACUAUCAAGAACAAGUUUCCGAUUCCUAUAGUGGAGGACCUAUUGGAUGAAUUGGGAGGGUCCAAGAUAUUCUCUAAAAUAGACUUAAGGUUUGGAUAUCAUCAACUACGAAUGGCUAAUGAGGAUGUGCCUAAAACUGCUUUCAGAACUCACGCUGGGCAUUUCGAGUACUUGGUCAUGCCCUUUGGAUUGUCAAAUGCUCCAGCCACAUUUCAAGGAUUAAUGAAUUCCGUGUUCCAGCAAUUUCUAAGGAUUGAAUACCUAGGUCACUUUAUCACAACGGAGGGUGUGCGGAGGGUGUGUCUACUGAUCCUCAGAAGAUCAAAAGCAGUUAAAGGUUGGCCUGCCCCAACUACUCUUAAGCAGCUGAGAGGGUUCUUAGGCUUAGCUGCUCAACAAACCUUUGUACAAUUGAAAGAGGCACUAACUCAAGCACCUGUCUUGGCUUUGCCUGAUGCAAGCAAGACUUUUAUUGUUGAAACAGAUGCUAGUGGCUAUGGGAUAGGGGCUGUGCUUAUGCAGGAAGGGCAUCCUAUAGCUUUUAUUAGUAAAGCUUUGUCUCCCCGGCAUGCUGCCUUAUCAGUAUAUGAUAGGGAGUUAUUGGCAAUUGUUCAGGCCGUUACUAAGUGGUCUCAAUACUUACUAGGUCAGAGGUUUGUUAUUAGGACUGAUCAGAAAGCCUUAAAGUUUCUUAUGGAGCAAAAGUUGCAUACUAAUUCUCAAUUGUUGUGGUUGACUAAGCUCAUGCCAUUUGAUUACUCUAUUGAGUACAAAAGGGGCAUUGAGAACAAAGUAGUUGAUGCACUUUCUAGAGUGACUGGAGCUGAAUUUCUGGCUUUGAUAAUUUCACCUACUAAUAUUGAUCUUUUUCAAGCUAUAGUGGCGAGUUGGCAUUCAGAUCAGGAGUUGCAUCAGUUAAUCACCGAGCUACAGGCGGAUCCUACUUCCCACAGCCAAUUCACUUGGUUACAGGGAGUUGAAGCUACCCUCAAGAGAUUGUUGACACUGUUUUAUUGGAAGAACAUAAGGACGGAGGUGAAGGAAUUCAUUCAAAAAUGUGAUGUAUAUCAAAAGAACAAGUCUGAUUUGGUUGCAUACCCUGGUUUGUUACAACCCUUGCCAAUUCCUGAGGUAGUUUGGUCUCAAAUCAGUAUGGAUUUCAUUGAUGGUCUUCCUAAGUCUAAAGGGCAUGAGGUGAUUUUGGUGGUGGUUGAUAGACUCAGCAAAUAUGGUCAUUUCCUUCCCUUGAAACACCCUUAUACAGCUCAAUCAGUUGCUCAAGUUUUCUUGGAUACCGUUGUCCGACUCCAUGGUCUUCCAGAUGCUAUUACUAGUGAUAGAGAUGCUGUUUUUUUGAGCUCCUUCUGGCAAGAGCUCUUUACUCUGCAAGGUGUAUUGUUGAAUACCUCUACGGCUUAUCAUCCUCAGUCUGAUGGACAAACUGAGGUGUUAAACAGAUGCUUGGAAACCUAUUUGCGAUGCUACUGUAAUGAUGAUGCUUCAAAUUGGUUAGCUUGUUUACCUAUGGCUGAGUACUGGUAUAAUACUUGUUUUCACUCAGCCAUUCAAACAACCCCUUAUGAGGCUUUAUAUGGUCGACCCCCACCCCUCCAUCUUCCUUAUGCUUCUACUGAAGUUGACACUACGUUGGUGAAUAUAGAGCUCAAGUUGCAGCUACUGAAACAGCACUUACUAAGAGCUCAGCUUCGGAUGAAGCAACAGGCAGACUCUCAUAGGAGUGAUAGACAAUUUUCUGUUGGAGAUUGGGUUUAUUUUAAAGUGCAGCCUUAUAAACAAGCUACAAUAUCUCAACACUCUUCCCACAAGCUAGCUGCUAAGUAUUAUGGCCCAUUUCAGAUCAUCAAGAGAGUUGGUCCGGUGGCUUACACCCUCCUUUUGCCUAGUUCAGUGAAGAUACACCCUACUGUGCAUGUGUUAUUGUUAAAGAGGUGUUAUGGGGUUCCUUCCUCCAUUUCUUGUCCUCCUACUGUUGAUUUGGCUAAUCCAAAUUGUCCUGGUCCUGAAUCUGUUUUGCAAAGAAGGAUGGUUAAGAGAGGCAACAAAGUUGUUGCUCAGGUGUUGGUUAAAUGGGUUGGACUGCUACUGAUGUUGCCACUUGGGAAUUUGCUACUGUCCUGA